AUGAAGAUUGGUGGGCUCAUCGAGCCUUUGCAGAGUAGUUGGUAUUGGAAAAAAAUAGUGGAGGUUAAAGAAAGAUUCAAGCAUCUUAUUGACAUUCCAAGAUUCAUUCAGGAAGAAUAUACCAUCAAAAAUGGUUAUCAACUUCUUUGUACAGCCUCAAACCGUACCCAAUGGUGCUCAGAAGUAUGGGGUAGACUCAACAUACCGAAACUUAGUAUCAUUUUGUGGUUGGCCAUGCUCGACAGAUUAAAAACUAAGCAAAGAUUAUUGAGAUUUCAGAUGGUGAACAACUCAUUAUGCUUGUUUUGUGAUAUUCAUGAAGAAAGUGUAACUCACCUUUUCUUUGAUUGUCAUCUUAGUAAGAGAUGUAUACAACAGGUGAAAGCGAAGAUGCAAUGGGCUGCUCAAACUGAAUCACUAAGCAGCCUUAUGAGAUGGAUUUCUCGGGCUCACUUGAGCAAGUUUUGGAAAAUGGUGUAUGCGGAUGUUGUGGCUGCGGUGGUCUACCACAUUUGGAAAGCACGGAAUGAAGUUGUUUGGCUACUUCAGGUGAAAAGGAUAGAGAUAAUUGUGCAUAAUAUUGUUAGUGAUGUAAAAAAUAGAGUAAAGAGUGUCAUGCCGAAAAAAAGUCAAUAA
Messenger RNA from Humulus lupulus (European hop), 636 nucleotides. RefSeq lists its product as uncharacterized. The coding region runs from base 1 to 636 and encodes 211 amino acids. The transcript has a single exon. Lineage: Eukaryota; Viridiplantae; Streptophyta; Magnoliopsida; Rosales; Cannabaceae. The record is from RefSeq and is a predicted model, not a curated record.